Molecule: messenger RNA, 1659 nt
Organism: Diutina rugosa
Lineage: Eukaryota; Fungi; Ascomycota; Pichiomycetes; Serinales; Debaryomycetaceae
Product: karyopherin alpha
Exons: 1
Coding region: 1-1659 (552 amino acids)
Biological process (GO): NLS-bearing protein import into nucleus
Cellular component (GO): nucleus; nucleoplasm; cytoplasm
Molecular function (GO): protein binding; nuclear import signal receptor activity
Source: RefSeq, a predicted model, not a curated record
AUGGACGACGACGCCUCGAGAUACGUCCCCGAGUACCGGCGGACACACUUUAAGAACAAAGGUCGCUUCACCAACGAUGAGCUCCGCCGGCGCCGCGAGAACCUCACCGUCGACUUGCGCAAGCAGAAGCGUGACGAGAUGUUGCUGAAGCGCCGUAACUUCAACCGCGACGCCGGCAACGACUCCGAGGAGGAGGACGUCGCCACCUGGAACCAGGCGCCCACCGGCCAGCAGGGGAUGAACCCGGCGGCGAUGGACGCCCAGUUGCGCCAGGAAUUGCCCCGGAUGGUGUCGAUGCUCCAGCUGGCGGACUUUGACCAGAAGUUGGCCGCCACCAUCGAGUUCCGCCGCAUCUUGUCCCGCGAACACAACCCCCCCAUCGACCUCGUCAUCGAGCUGGGCGCCAUCCCCUACUUGGUCGAGUUCAUGGGCAAGGAGUACCCCGACAUGUUGCAGUUGGACGCGGCGUGGGCGUUGACCAACAUCGCCUCGGGGACGUCGGAACAGACGCGGGUGGUGGUCGAGGCCGGCGCCGUGCCCAAGUUUGUCGACUUGUUGGACUCAAAUCUGGCGGAAGUGAAGGAACAGGCGAUUUGGGCCUUUGGUAACGUCGCCGGGGACAGCACCGAGUUGCGCGACUACGUGUUGGAGUGCGGGGCGAUGGAGAAGUUGUUGGAGUUGUUGAACUCGCUGAAGAUGACGCUCAUCCGCACCGCCACCUUCACGUUGCUGAACUUGUGCCGGGGGAGACUGCCGCCGCCCAACUGGAACAUCGUGUCACAGGCGAUCCCCACCCUCGCCAAGUUGGUGUACUCGACCGACUCCGAGACCCUUGUUGACGCCUGCUGGGCGGUGUCGUACCUCUCCGACUGCAGCGCCGAGGACAGCGCCAUCGACGCCAUCCAGGCGGUGGUCGAUGCCCGCAUCCCUCAACGGUUAGUCCAGCUUUUGGGCCACGACGAACACUUGGUGCAGACGCCGGCGUUGCGGGCGAUCGGCAACAUCGUCACCGGUAACGACUACCAGACGCAGACGGUGAUCAACGCCGGGGUGUUGCCGGCGUUGGCGCCGUUGUUGUACCACUCCAAGGACGGCAUCCGCAAGGAGGCGUGCUGGACGAUCUCCAACAUCACCGCGGGUAACCCCGACCAGAUCCAGGCGGUGAUCAACGCCAACUUGAUCCCGCAAGUGAUCAAGUUGUUGGCCACCGGCGACUACAAGAUCAAGAAGGAAGCGUGCUGGGCGAUCUCCAACGCCUCGCUGGGGGGUUUGGCUCGCCCCGAGCAGAUCCGCUACUUGGUGCAACAAGGGUGCAUCAAGCCUCUUUGCGACUUGUUGCCGAUUGCCGACGCCCGCAUCAUCGAGGUGACGUUGGACUCUUUGGAAAACAUCUUGAAGAUGGGGGAGAUGGACAAGGAGGCGCAGGGGCUCUCGCAAAACCCCAACGCCAUCUACAUUGAGGAAGCGGGUGGCAUGGAGAAGAUCUUCGAGUGCCAGCUGAACCAAAACGCUCUGAUCUACAAGAAGGCGUUCAACAUCAUCGAGACGUACUUUGGCGAGGAAGACGACGCCGUUGACGACGAAAUGACGGCGCCGGACGCCUACGACGACCGCUACCGGUUCGGGGUAAACCAAAACGAAGGCAACUACGACUUUUAG